UAAUCAGGAAUGUAACAAACAUAAAGAGGAAGAAAGAUUAAAAAAAGUUAGAGUUCAAAGAAGAUAAGAUCGUAGACAGAAGAUCCGAAAAAAAAAUCUCUAAAUAAGAAGGCUUUAUGUUUGAAAUAUUAUUUUGUUGGUCCUGGCAAUAAUGGCAAAUUAAUCUCAAAUUAUUUAUCUCAAUAAUCGUAAUAAGAAUCAUUAAUUGAUUUUUUAGAGGAUGGAAACUUUUAGAUGCAGAAAAUGGAAAGUCAUCAAAUGAUUUUUAUUUGAAAUGGGUUCAAACUAAUUCUGAAAUUCAAUUCUAAUAUUUUAAAGAGGGAUAGUAAAUAAUUAAUCAUUUACCUAAUCAUAUGAUUCUUACAUCUAAAUAACUUAUCAUUUAAACUAUGAAAGAGUAUGAAAGGUAAAAUAAAUGUAAUUUGUUUGAUUGAUUUAGAAUUAUAAUUCAAUUCAUCGCAUUUCUUUCCUGAAACAUAUAGAAUUGAUUUGACUUAGGAAUUUUUAAGUAAUGAGGAAGAUCAAUUUUUGAAAACAGAUAAUUCAACUGUUUGGAUAAUAAAACCAACUUAUUUUAAUUGUGGAAGAGGAAUAAAAUUAUGUUCAAAUGCAAAAAAACUUAAAUAAGAAUUUUAAAAGUAAGAUUUUAUUGUAAUUAGACUAAAAUAAAUAUCAAAUUCCAUAAAAGCAUCAAAAGGUUUUUUACCUAAUGGUGUUUUCACUCCAAAUCUUCGAAAAUGUAUAGUCUAAAAAUAUAUUUAAAAUCCUCUAUUACUAGAUGGUCGUAAAUUUGAUAUUAGAUGUUAUGUUUUAAUUGCUACUUCGAGACCCUUAUUUGUAUUAUUUUAACAUGGUUAUUUACGUUUAUCUGUAGACAAAUAUAAUGUUGAAGAUAUGGAUGAUGAAAAAAAUCGAUAUAAACACUUAACUAAUGCUGCUAUUUAAAAAAAACAUCCUUCUUUUAGUUCAUCUAAAGAAUCAACCAUUUGGUCUAUGCAAUAAUUCGAAGUAUUUCUCUAUAUUAAUUAAAAAGUAAUAUUUAAAAGAAAAAAUGAGUGUAACAUAAGAUUAAAUUGAUAAAAUUUAUUUGUAAAUGAAGAGAAUAUUUGCUCAUAUCAUUAGAUGUGCAGCAGAUAAGUUUGAAAAAAGAUUAGGAACUUUUGAAAUGAUGGGAUGUGAUAUAAUGAUAGAUACAAAUUUGAAAGUUUAUCUCAUAGAAAUGAAUACCAAUCCUGCAUUAUUUUUAGGUAAGUUCAUUUAAUUUUAAUCUAUUAGAUACUACUACUUAAGCUUAAGUUAUACCUCCAGUAGUGCAGUAAACUUUAGAUUUAGUCAUUUAUUUAAAUGAUGAAAAGAACAAACCAAUAGAAAAAUGUCUUUAAAACACAAACAAAUUAAAAUUAGGUAAUUGGGAGGUUAUUCAUAAUGAAACAAUUAAUUUUAAUUUAGUUGCAUAAUGA
Paramecium sonneborni is the source of this 1460-nucleotide messenger RNA. The record is from the annotation of a GenBank genome assembly. NCBI's taxonomy places the organism in Eukaryota, Ciliophora, Oligohymenophorea, Peniculida, Parameciidae.